Messenger RNA from Carlito syrichta (Philippine tarsier), 1618 nucleotides. RefSeq names its product gasdermin D (gene GSDMD). The coding region runs from base 16 to 1482 and encodes 488 amino acids. NCBI's taxonomy places the organism in Eukaryota, Metazoa, Chordata, Mammalia, Primates, Tarsiidae. Gene Ontology annotation, cellular component: NLRP3 inflammasome complex. The record is from RefSeq and is a predicted model, not a curated record. Gene Ontology annotation, molecular function: phosphatidylserine binding; phosphatidylinositol-4,5-bisphosphate binding; phosphatidylinositol-4-phosphate binding. The transcript is spliced from 10 exons. Gene Ontology annotation, biological process: pyroptotic inflammatory response; defense response to bacterium.
GCCCUCCUCAGGAGCAUGCCGUCAGCCUUUGUAGGGGUGGUACGGAGCGUGCUCCGGGAGCUGGACCACAAAGGGGAGCUCAUUCCUGUGGACAGUCUGCGGAACUCCACCAGCUUCCGGCCCUACUGCCUGCUAGGCAGGAGGCCCUCAAGCUCAUGGUUCUGGAGGCCUCCUUACAAGUGUGUCAACCUGUCAAUCAAGGACAUCCUGGAGCCUGAUGCCCCAGAACCAGGCCUGCAGUGCAGUGGCCCCUUCCAAUUCUGCGAUGCUGUGGACGGGUUGAUGCAGGGCAGUGUGGGACUGGCAACCCCAGGAGAGGGGAAGAUCUCGGGUGGGGCCGCAGUGUCCGGCAGCAGCAGUGCCUCGAUGAACAUGUGCACACUUCAUGUCGACCCAAACACCUGGGAGGCCAUGCACCGCGAGAGGCGCCUGCGGCAGCCCGAGCACAAAAUCCUACAGCAGCUGCGGAGUCGUGGAGAUAACAUAUAUGUGGUGACAGAGGUGCUGCAGACACAGAAGGAGAUGGAAGUCACCCGGACCCACAAGCAAGAGGGCUCAGGGCAGUUUGUACUGCCUGGAGCCAUGUGUGUGCAGGGUGAGGGUCAGGGCCAUCGGAGCCAGAAAAAGACGAUCACCAUCCCCUCAGGCAGCAUCCUUGCAUUCCGAGUAGCCCAGCUGGUUAUUGACUCUGACUGGGAUAUCAUCUUCUUCCCGGAAAAGAAGCAGAGGACUUUCCAGCCACCCACCACAGGCCACAGUCCUAUUAGGGGCACACGCAGCUGGCUGCAGCAGUCCUUAGGCCUCUCCUCCAUAUUGGAGUCCAUCUAUAACCACCUCAGGUUCCUGACAGAUGGAGCCUCCACGGAGUGCACGGUCACUGAAAACUUCCAGGGCCUGCAGGCAGAGGUGGAAGCCAGUUCCAGGGAACUGGUAAGAUUGGAGAGGGACCUGAGUCAGCACCUGCUGAAGGACCUGGGUAGGGUGCUGCUGGACCAGCCAGCCCUGCAAGCUUUGGAGGAGUUGCUGGAAGAGGGCCUGUACUGUGGGCGAGCGGAGCCUCUGGAUGGUCCCGCAGGCGCUGUCCUCGAGUGCCUGGUGCUUCCCAACAGAGAGCUGGUGCAGGAACUUGCUGUCCCCAUCUUCUAUCUGCUGGGGGCACUGACUGCACUGAGUGAAAUCCAGCACACACUGCUGGCCGAAGCACUGGAGACGAGGACCCUGUCGGGGCAGCUCGAGCUGGUGGGGAGCCUCUUGGAGAAGAGUGUCCCAUGGGAGAAACACAGCUCUGUGUCCCUGCCCCCUGGACUCCUGGGGAGCAGCUGGGGAGAGGAAGCACCUGCCUGGGUCUUGUUGGAAGAGUGCGGCCUGGAACUUCGGGUGGACGCCCCCCACGUAUGCUGGGAUCCGAAGGCCCAGGGCCCCACAUGUGCACUCUAUGCCUCCCUGGCACUGCUCUCAAGACUGAUCCAGCAGUCCCGCUAGACUGCACCCCUGGGUAGAGUGUGUGCCCACCCAGCUGCCAGCCCUAAGAAGGCCAAGAGGCCAACUCAGCCAUAUGGCCAGUUCACCAUUAAGCCUGGGAGUUCAAACACUCAAUACAUAUGAUAUAUGAAGGAAA